Messenger RNA from Exaiptasia diaphana, 1497 nucleotides. Its product is annotated as acetylserotonin O-methyltransferase. The record is from RefSeq and is a predicted model, not a curated record. NCBI's taxonomy places the organism in Eukaryota, Metazoa, Cnidaria, Anthozoa, Actiniaria, Aiptasiidae. Gene Ontology annotation, molecular function: O-methyltransferase activity.
UCAAGAACUUUCAAGUGCAAGAACGACCUCUCAUCCAAAACCUUACAAGUGCUGUUAAAGAGGGAACGAACAGAUGGAAGAAAACCUUCAACCUUGAAGAGGAAAAGAUCUUUGAAAAUAUUUACAACAAAGACAACCUGUCGAUGUUUCUGAACUUGAUGCGUGGAUACUCCAAGGCAGCAGCUCCAUCGUUCGUUUCUUGUUUCGAUUUGAGUCGCUUCAAAAACGUGUGUGACUUAGGAGGAUGCACUGGAGACAUAGCCUACGCAGCCUGCACCGCCUACCCCGACAUGAAAAUCACUGUCCUGGACCUGCCACAAGUCGUUGACUGCUCUUCACAAUUCGCUCCUUCUGCGAAGGAAUGUCCCAACCAGCACAAUGUCAGCUUUGUAGCGGGAGAUUUCUUUCAGCCCAAACUGCCUACCGCUGACCUGUAUGUACUGACGCACAUCAUUCACGACUGGAGCCAAGAGAAGAUCGAUAUUUUACUCUCCAAUAUUUUCAACAAUUUGCCUUCAGGUGGAGGUAUUCUUAUAGGAGAAUCGAUGUUGAAUGAGGACAAGAGUGGACCGGUAUAUACCCAGUUUAUGUCACUGUUAAUGCUUGUGAUUKSUGAMAGAGGUGCAACCGAGAGAACUGGGAAGGAGUAUCGACAGUUACUGGAAAAGCACGGUUUCAAAGAUGUCCAAAUAGGUCUUGCUCACAAUUACAUAUUUGACGCCAUCUUGGCCAUCAAACCAUAAUAUACCAUGGCAGAAUUUCACAUGAUUAUAUAAGUUUUGUCAUGUACCAAUAUUAUAUCAACUUGGACGGUUGUAAAAAGGGUGGAUAAAGCACUGAAUCCAUUGGAAUCCACAUUUUGUUUGGAUUUUAUUUGCUGGACAGCGUUAUUCACCCUUCGCACAACCUUUCCUGCCAAUCUUAUUAUUUUUUGCCUUGUUUCUUGUGGGAAAAGGUAUAAAUGUGUGUGUUGUGUUUUAGCUGUGAAACUGUAAGUAAAUCUGCAUGGUUCAAUCAACCGACWAAAGUGUUUUUCACGGAUGCAAAAGGCCUCGAAGAAACGGUCACAUGGUACUAAGUCCAUCAUGCUGGAUGGAAAAAUACCUAUUGAGAUGUUCAAAAUAAAGAAAAGUCAAGCUUGACGGUCCGCGUCCCUUUUGUUUUUGAGGUUGUUUACAUUAUUUUGCCAUCCAAUAUGGUGGCGGAUUUAGUACCAUGUGAGCCUAUUGAAACAUGAACGCGAGGGUGAAACACUAGAGGGAACAGAACACCAAUUACAAUGCGSCUCCAAAAAGCUCCGUCGUGCCUUUAUUUUGUUCAUUGGUUGACUUGCAAUAACAACAAGURUCAUUUAUAAUGUUGGUUCAAUAAUAGAUGGAAGUAUGUCAGGGACAUUUUUGAUCUUAAAAUCCAGCAUCAUUUGUCCCAGCGCUUUGCCCUGAAACGGUAUUGUAAACUGACAUAAGCAUAACAAAAAUAAAAUGAUUUCAAACUAAA